AUGAAAAUCUUGGAUGAAUAUGAUCAUUCAUGUAAUCUCACUUAUUUAACAAUUAAUUCCUAUAAUUGUGGUGCUAAUCAAGGUGAAUAUCAAUCAAUGAUCAACAGCAUUUGGAGUUUACCCAAACUCAUUAAAUGUAGUUUCAAUACCUACGUCCUAGCACAUACGGUUUUUCAAAUACCAACAAACAUCCCUUCAUCACUUGAAAGUGCAUCUAUACCUAGUCAUGGACCUGAAUUAAAUCAACUACAUACAUUGAUUGAAUGUACUCCUUGUCUUAAUAGACUUCAUGUGAAACAGAGAACAUUUGGUUUAUCUGAAAAUAUAAUACAAGAACGUGCUGAUAAAUUACUUAAGUCAUUUCAAACUUCAUUUUGGACUAAUCAACAUCAAUGGAUAAAAUUUCCUCUUAAUGAUCAGUUUUGGUCUAUUGUUCCAAGUUUGAAUAGACUGGAAACACUUGUAGUCUAUUCACAUGCUGAUAGUUUUCAAUCUCAAUUGCAAGUUUUACUUGAUCGUGCACCUAACCUUCGUUGUCUAGAUAUCCGUCAAGAUGAAUCAUUAUCUUUACAAAUGUCAUUAUUCCAGUAUAGAACCUCAUCAGUUCGUCAACUCGAUUUCCGAGGUUAUAAUUAUUAUGUCAAUGAAGAAGAAUGUAUUAGAUUAUGUCAUUCACCAUUAUGUAUUCAAUGUGGAGUUCUUUUUAUCAGAAUUAAGAGUCGUCAUAGUACCAUUUAUCUUGUCAAAAAUAUGAUAAAUCUUCGAUCAUUACAUGUUAAACGUGACGAUGAAAAGUAUCAUAAACGAUGA
Rotaria sordida is the source of this 810-nucleotide messenger RNA. The record is from the annotation of a GenBank genome assembly. NCBI's taxonomy places the organism in Eukaryota, Metazoa, Rotifera, Eurotatoria, Philodinida, Philodinidae.